This is a messenger RNA of Musa acuminata AAA Group (dessert banana), 1741 nucleotides long. RefSeq names its product probable transcription factor KAN4. The coding region runs from base 523 to 1458 and encodes 311 amino acids. The transcript has 6 exons. The record is from RefSeq and is a predicted model, not a curated record. Gene Ontology annotation, biological process: regulation of DNA-templated transcription; abaxial cell fate specification. NCBI's taxonomy places the organism in Eukaryota, Viridiplantae, Streptophyta, Magnoliopsida, Zingiberales, Musaceae. Gene Ontology annotation, molecular function: transcription cis-regulatory region binding.
AUCUCCAUUUAUACCUAAAGCCAUUCUUCCCUUCGUUUUCAUGGAAGAGGAAAGAGAUAUUGCAUUCUCUCUCUAGGCAAUACUCCUCUCUCUCUCUUUCUUCCUCUGGGUCAGUAUCUUUCUUUUCGUGCCUAGCAAUCUGGGAAUCCUGCAAUUAUGGCUGCACCUCUUCCCGCGAUGCUGCAGCAUUUAUUAUUUGCCAUUCUCCUAUCUCCAGGCCUGCCUUCUCACUGUCUUGUUCUCUCUCUCUCUAGUUUCUUUGUUAUAUAGUCUUCGAACAUUGUACCCCUGGAAAUCAUAACCCACUCAUGACCUAAUAAUCACGGAAAAAAGCUUCUAUUUAUCCCAGUACUCCCACUCGAUUUCCUUCUCAUCCCUCACUCUACUCCACCACCUCUGGCUCUCUUUCCAGCCCUUCUUUCUUCCAAGAAGCUGCUCUUCAUUUAGGAGUUAAUUCUCAGCAGGGAAACUCUUUACAUAUUGCUGAUCCCGAUCUUCCACCUUCUGCCUCAUCGAGCUCAAAUGUCAACCAUCUAUCCUGAUCUCUCACUCCACAUCAGUCCACCAUCGGUCUCCGUCGACGGAGCUUCGAUGAUGGGGGCUUUUGGGGGGGAGGCAGGUACGAUCUCUGGUAGCAGCGAGGGCGACAUGGGACACGAUGAAGCCUUCUUGCAGAAUGACCACGGCGGGGAGUUAAACCAUGCUGAACCGAGGUUGAGCCUGGGGCUCCAGUCACCAGGGUCAAGUCUCAGCAAUCACCAUGAGAAGCUUCAUCGUCCUCAGAUCUGUGGAUUUAAGCGGAGUUCGAGGUCGGCCCAUGGAGGGAAGAGGAGCGUUAGGGCUCCGAGAAUGAGGUGGACGUCCACCUUACACGCACAUUUCGUUCAUGCGGUGAAGCUCCUCGGCGGCCACGAGAGAGCUACGCCAAAAUCAGUGUUGGAGCUGAUGAACGUCAAGGAUCUCACACUUGCUCAUGUAAAGAGCCAUCUGCAGAUGUACAGAACAGUGAAGAGCACUGACAGAGGAGAGGCAGGUCAAGGUCAGGCAGAUAUGGGCAUUAGCCAGAGGACAGGGAUGGAGGAAGUGGAGGGAGGACUGCCAUGUGAUAAAGCUGGGAGUGAGAUCACUUCAUCUUAUCAUUCCCUCAGCACACCAACCCCACCAACCACACAGGUCAAAUCUCCUAGAGAGAUAUAUCCAUCUGCAGAGAGGCAUGCUUGGAACCCAUCAAUCAAACAAAAUGGAUUGGCAUAUCCCUUCUUCAGAAGUGAUGAUUUGCUAAGCAAUGACUACCAGGCACUGGUGGAAGAUCAACCACAAGUACUUACCCAGUCACAGGAACAACGGCUAAACCUGGUGCCAAACUCCAUUGGUGCUGCACAUACCAAGAUGCCUGACCUUGAAAUCUCCUUAGGCAGCCAUGACGCUUCUAAAAUGCUUGUGAAUUAUAUAGCUUGAUCAUUUAAAGAAAUCUGGAAGAAAAAGGAGAAAGAGAUCCUGAUGGUACUGAGAUAACUUGUUUUGGUGGUGUUCAAGUUUUGCUUGGAAGAUGAUGAACUCUCGCUGUCGAGAAUCUGCAGGAGAGCCAAACACAACCGGUGAGUUAUGUGCCUGUAAAGUCUGGUCUCUGGAUAAUUUAGGGUGUGACUGUGUAGAUCAUUCUGACAAGACUCUGAAACAUUUCACAUCUAAGUAGAAGAAAUGUUCCUAAGAUAUUAAGAAAAAGAUCUUUCCCGUUCAA